UCUGGUGUUUUCGGGUUACUAUGUAAUGUGUUUUGAGCUGUGUUGUACAUAUUAAUCCCAAAACUGUUUACAAGACCAGUAUAUAUAGUUCAUUAUAAAGCUUUUGAUUCGUAAGAUUAUAAAUCGGCUUGUGCACUUUUAACGAUGAUGGAGUAAGGCUUGACAACCACGAAAUUAAAGAACGUUCGGCUCUCCCUCUCCGACUACCACCUGGAAAAACGUUUUACUCGUAGGCUGUACGGUGUUAACAGGUUUACUCCGUAUUAGCUCUUAAGCAAUCUAACUGGAAUCAGUUGAACUACUGCACCGAGUUACUCUCUCAGUAGAAAUCGGUACAUUUGAGAUAAGCUGUUUGAGAAGGUCUUCUUGUUUGCUUAUAUAUCCAUGUUCUUUCAACCUUCAGGAAACAUGAACUAUUCUAGGUUUUUGACAGCUGUGAGUGCGGCACGGAAGGCAUCUCCGAUCCGCCUUCUGACUGAGCUCCAGCAGCGCUCUCCGCCCUCCCUGAUUUCUCUAGCCGGUGGGGCACCGAACCCCAAUACGUUCCCCUUUCACUCCGCCACCAUUAAAAUGAAGAAUGGAGAAGAAAUUGUCUUUGAUGAAACGAUCAUGAAACGGGCUUUGCAGUAUUCUGGAUCUUAUGGUAUCCCAGAGCUGCUUACAUGGAUGAGGGAACUCCAGAGGAGGCUGCAUAACCCUCCCACAAUGGGCUACAGCCCAGAGAGAGGCCAGAUGGAGCUAUGUGUCACUACAGGCAGCCAGGAGGGACUCUGUAAAGUUUUUGAGAUGCUUGUCAGUCCUGGUGACAAUGUCCUUCUUGAUACACCCACAUACCCAGGCACUUUGGCUGCGCUCCAGCCAUUGGGCUGUUCCAUCAUAAAUGUCCCCAGUGAUCAGCAUGGUAUGAUCCCAGAAGGCCUGAGGGACAUUCUGGCCCAGUGGGACCCUGCAGAUUCACAGAGACCUGGCAGCACCGUGCCCAGUGUCCUCUACACCAUCCCCAAUGGAGGCAAUCCCACAGGCGCCUCUAUGACCUUUGAGAGGAAACAGGAGAUCUAUAAGCUGGCAAGAAAGUAUGACUUUCUUAUCAUCGAGGAUGACCCAUAUUAUUUCCUGCAGUUUCAAAAGCCAUGGGCUCCUACAUUUCUCUCAAUAGAUGUUGAUGGACGCGUUAUACGAACCGACUCCAUUUCCAAAAUCCUGUCAUCGGGGUUAAGGGUCGGUUUCGUCACAGGGCCGAAGCCGUUAGUGGACCGUGUGGUUCUUCACAUCCAAGCUUCCACCAUGCACACCAGCACCUUUACCCAGCUCAUGAUUUCUGAGCUCCUGCACAGCUGGGGCCAGGAUGGCUUCUUAAAGCACAUUGAUGGGGUUGUGGAGUUCUAUAGAUCCCAGAGGAAUGCAAUGCUCUCUUCAGCAGACAAGUGGCUUAAAGAUUUAGCAGAGUGGCAUGCACCAGCAGCUGGCAUGUUCCUGUGGAUUAAAUUAAAGGGCAUUAAAGAUACACAGAAGCUUAUAAUGGAAAAAGCACUUGAGAAAGAGGUGCUUCUUGUGCCUGGAGGGGUGUUUAACAUAUGCAGCUCCGAUCCCUGCCCCUAUGUGAGAGCUGCCUUCUCUCUGUCCACACCACAACAGAUCGAUGAGGCUUUUAAGAGACUCUCAGUACUUAUCAAGGAAGCUUUGUGAUAACUGAAUUCUUACAAAAGAUAAGAUCUUUUUCAUUGCCAGAGACUGGUUUUGCACAGAUGCUAAGUCUCGUUGUUAUCUGCCUCUUAAUACAGUGGCUGCACUGAAUGUUUCUUUUUGCAGCAACUGCACUGAGACAUUUUGUCCUACAUUUUAACUACAAGACCACUACAAGGUCUUACUGUCUUUUGGAUUAAAAGAUGCAAUAAAUAAAAAGAGUCAAAG
Messenger RNA from Electrophorus electricus (electric eel), 1911 nucleotides. NCBI's taxonomy places the organism in Eukaryota, Metazoa, Chordata, Actinopteri, Gymnotiformes, Gymnotidae. The record is from RefSeq and is a predicted model, not a curated record.